CUACCACUCUUUCUCAAAUGUCAACAAUGGCAGCCGAAGGAGAUUUUCUAAUGCGCUACCGAGCGGUGUCAAACAAACUGAAAAAGCGUUUUCUUCGGAAGCCUAAUGUCGCCGAAGCAAGUGAACAGUUUGGUCAGCUGGCCAAGGAGCUGAAACAGCAGGAUUGCCCUCAGUAUGCUGCCUUCUGUAAUCUAGCCAUGGCCCGGUGUGAACAGACGCUGUUCAAUGCUCCAGGAGAAGCCUUGGCUCUUACCGAUGCAGCCCGACUCUUCCUGGCCUCCGAACAGGAAACUAGGGCACUGAGAGCCCCCGGCUUUGAUGAGAACAUGCUGGCAGCAAUGAACUGCUAUAGUUUCGCCAUUAAGGUCUAUAUUGAGAUGAAUCAACCUGUUAUGGCGGCCAGUCUCUCACUGGAGCUUGGCAAUGCUCUGAAGGAGAUGAACAGACCUGGUGAGGCGAUAGUUCAUUUCCAAAGAGCUGCAGAAUUGCAGAUUCAGACUCCGAUUGAGUCCCUGCUGUCGCUGUGGGAGAUGGCCUUCUGCAAAAUACUGACCCGUGAUUAUGAUGGUGCUCUUGCAGUGUUGUCUGAGAUGCAGCUUAUUUGUCAGGAGAGAGGACUACAGCUACCUGGGACCAACACCCCUGUUGGGGCAUUUAUGGAUAUCAUCGCAAAGUGUGAAAUUUCUAGAGUAUUACUGCUAAUGCUGCUUGAGCCUCCCCCUCAGAAGCUAUUACCCGAGCAUGCUCAAACACUAGAACGAUACGCCUGGGAAUCAUUCGACUCGCACAGUCAGGUAAACUUCCUCCCAGAAAAUGUGUUCCUCCUCCUACAGUCAGUUGUGAUGGCCUGCCAGGAGAAGGAUACAGAAUCUCUGAAGGCUCUCCAGACAGAACUAUGGCCUCUCCUUUCAGCAGAACAGAAUCAUCUCCUCCACUUAGUGGUUCAGGAGAGAAUUACACCCUCUGGUCAGGGCAUAUAAUUCAGUCCCUUUCACCCCCAGACACAAAACAAGCAUUGUUGGAACAGUCCUAUGCCAGUGCCUGGUGCAUUUGCAUGAGGACUGUAGGUCAGAGGACCUAGUACAACAGUACUGUAUAUACACAUGUGAAAACAGAUUUUCCUCUAUUGACAUGCUUAACUGUCAUGUCUCAGAAUUGUUGCUCAUAGAAACUGGCUUCUAUGAAUACAUAAUUUUAUUCUUCAUUAAUAUUAUAUUUAAAAGCAGAAAGAUUUUUGUUGUAUCUUAUUUAAAGUUGUAAAAUAUGAUUAAAUGUUGUAAAUAAAAUGACAAUAGAGAUUCUUAUAAUCAGGUUUUUAUUUGUGUGAUUACUAAAAUGAAUGUCCUUCUCUGUAGAGUUUACACUGUUUGGCUUUGCAUUAAAAAAAUUAAACUGAUUCUUCCCAUUGUCUGUCAAAUUGCAAAAUAAAAACACUUGUAGAACAGGCUGAAACUUUGGUUAAGCAAACAAAAUACAGUAAGCAGAAACUGUAAAUUAGACCUCCAUAUAACAAGGAGCUUCUUCCUUGAGAGAAUAUUGAAUUGUUUUUUUUACUCCCAUUAAAAUUUCAUUAUGGCACUUGGAGGAAAAAAAUAAAUAAAAAUUAAAGAUUCUGAAAGCCGAACUCAUUUGGAACAUUCUGUGCUAUAGAAUCAAUCAUAGGUGUCAUCUGACCACACAAACGUCCAUCAUAUUCAUGCUAAUCAAAAUUGUUGGCAUAGCAACAGGGCCCAUGACGUUAUCAAUGUAAACUUUCUGCACCUUGAGUUGUGCAAGUCACAGAAAUAGUACUGUAAAUAUCAUGACAUGACUCUACAUUACAGAGGACUGGGCAGGAAUUAUUUUUCUGAAUUAGUUUUGCAUUCCCUUGCAAUACAUAUACCAUAGUUUUUCUACAGUCAAAUUUAAAGGGAUAGUUCACUCAAAAAUAAAAAUUCUCUCAUUUACUCGCCCUCAUCCCAUCAGAUGAGUAUGAUUUCCUUUCUUCUGCUGAACACAAAUGAAGAUUU
Messenger RNA from Xyrauchen texanus (razorback sucker), 2009 nucleotides. RefSeq names its product 40-kDa huntingtin-associated protein-like. NCBI's taxonomy places the organism in Eukaryota, Metazoa, Chordata, Actinopteri, Cypriniformes, Catostomidae. The transcript has 12 exons. The record is from RefSeq and is a predicted model, not a curated record. Gene Ontology annotation, biological process: vesicle cytoskeletal trafficking. Gene Ontology annotation, cellular component: early endosome. Gene Ontology annotation, molecular function: protein binding. Bases 18 to 980 code for a protein of 320 amino acids.